This is a messenger RNA of Lucilia sericata (common green bottle fly), 1305 nucleotides long. Its product is annotated as voltage-dependent L-type calcium channel subunit beta-2-like. Gene Ontology annotation, molecular function: high voltage-gated calcium channel activity. The record is from RefSeq and is a predicted model, not a curated record. The transcript has 4 exons. NCBI's taxonomy places the organism in Eukaryota, Metazoa, Arthropoda, Insecta, Diptera, Calliphoridae. Gene Ontology annotation, cellular component: voltage-gated calcium channel complex. Gene Ontology annotation, biological process: regulation of voltage-gated calcium channel activity; calcium ion transmembrane transport; neuromuscular junction development. The annotation marks the transcript as partial.
GUUCUAGUUUUUUUAAAUUAUUUUUUUUUUAGAAUAUAACAAAUAUAACUGUGGAUCCUUAAUAGUUCGUCAUUAUAAAUACUCGAUCUCAAAUAUAUCUUAUGAUAUAGUAAGAAAUCUCUGUUUACACCUACAUUAGACAUUUCACACUUCUGUACUUUACAACCAUCAAUACACCUUUAAAAUGAUUAUUGUACAUACAUUUAAACAUUUUUUAAAACAUCCACACCCACAAUAAUUAUAUAUCGAUUUUCGUUAAAAAAAAUUAAUUAUCCACCAAAAAAACACCCAUUCACGUUAGAAAUCAAUUAAACAAAAAUAUUAUAAUCAAAUUGCAACUAAAACAGCAACAACAAAACCAACUACAACAAGAAAAAUAAAAUCAAUUACAUUUUCAUGUAGAUGCCAUAAACUCGCUCAUUCGAAUCUCCAUACCUUUUUUCGUUUCUUUCGUUUUUUCUUUCUCUUGCUUGUUUUUUCGAUGAUACUAACUAAUCAGGUGACGAAUCAGAUUCCAUGGGACCAGGACGUGGUAAAGCAACACUCGCCACACCGCCCAACAAGGAGAAACGCAAACCAUUCUUCAAGAAACAAGAGACCGCAUCCCCAUAUGAUGUUGUGCCAUCGAUGCGUCCCGUCGUCUUAGUGGGUCCAAGUUUAAAAGGUUACGAAGUAACCGAUAUGAUGCAAAAGGCUUUAUUCGACUUCCUGAAACAUCGUUUCGAAGGUCGUAUCAUAAUAACACGAGUCAUGGCCGAUAUAUCGCUGGCGAAACGUUCCAUCAUGAAUAAUCCCUCGAAGCGUGCGAUCAUGGAGCGUUCAAGCAGUCGUUCGGAUUGUUUGAGUAAAGUACAGGAGGAGAUCGAACGAAUAUUCGAAUUGGCCAGAACGUUACAAUUAGUAGUACUCGAUUGUGAUACAAUCAAUCAUCCGUCACAACUAGCAAAAACUUCACUAGCACCAACAAUAGUUUAUCUUAAAAUUAGUAGUAGUAAGGUUUUACAGCGUUUAAUCAAAUCCCGUGGUAAAUCACAGGCAAAAAAUCUUUCCGUACAAAUGGUAGCCGCUGAAAAAUUGGCUCAAUGUCCACCGGAAAUGUUUGAUGUUAUCCUAGAUGAAAAUCAAUUAGAAGAUGCCUGUGAACAUAUUGCUGAAUAUUUAGAGACCUAUUGGAGAGCCACUCAUCCAGAUAUUAAUACGGCUGCCUCUAUACCUAGACCAUUACCUCAGGAAGCUUCACCUACCACAGAACAAGCCCGCAUGGGUCCUACACCACCCGUGGAUGGGGGAGAAGAUCAAAGAGAU